Messenger RNA from Lolium perenne, 984 nucleotides. RefSeq lists its product as uncharacterized. The record is from RefSeq and is a predicted model, not a curated record. NCBI's taxonomy places the organism in Eukaryota, Viridiplantae, Streptophyta, Magnoliopsida, Poales, Poaceae.
AUGGCCGAGGAGUUUGAGCUUCCUGAAUUCAACCCAAGGGAGCGCGCCAAGCAGCAGAUUUCAGUCCCAUUUCUCUGGGAGGUGAAGCCUGGCGCGCCGAAGAGGGACUGGGCGAUCUCCAAGCCAGCGCCGCCAGUCUUCUCAUCAUGUCCAUCCCCGCUCAAGCUCGUCGUCAGUGUGCCAUUCCAGUGGGAAGAGAAGCCCGGGAAGCCUCUACAAAUCAAUUCACCUCUUCAUGUGCCGUCUGAUCAUCAUGCAGGCUUCUUAGCAUCUCCCUACUCGCUGAACCCUUUUGUUGCUGAAGGUGAGGAAGAGUACACGCUGGGGUUUGAUCUGGAAGCCUUCGGGUUUCCUGACGACAACAAGGCAUCCGGUAUAGCAGAAUACACGGACGGGUCGAGUCGCCGUGGCACCUGGUACUCGUUUUCAGACUCAGAAGACUACAGCAACUCCAGCGGGAACACUUCAGCCCGGGAGUCUCAGUUCCCCCGGGCGCCCUCGGAGCAGAGCUGGGAGGUGGCCAACGACGAUGAUCAUCAGCAGAUCAAGCCGCGGAGCCCUCCGAGGAGCGCGUUCACGUUGGAGGAGCUGAUGAUGCUGAGCCGCAAGCUGGGCUGUGGACAAGGUUUCUCGACUGAUGAUGUCAGGAAGAAGAGCCUCUCCUCCUCCACGCCGUCCUCAGUGGAACUCAUCAAGAAGUUUUUAAUUGUGUGUUCUUGAGUGCGUGGCUCCGUGGUGGUUGCAGCACAUGGGCGAACUGUACCGUGUGCAUGUGAUGUUGAGUGAGAUUUCCAUUAUUGAGGAAGCUUUGCGAGGCUUGCUUGCUGGGAAGUAGAAACCUAGCUGUCCUGCGUCCUGGUUUGUACUGUUGUGUUUCUUAAAGAAUCUCCUGUGUUGUUUUAAGACAAACAAACACGGGAUUUCUGUGUGUACCAGUCAGUCUUUUGUUACUUGUUUAUAUAUGGAUUUUCUGUUUCAUGUUCA